AUGAACAGCAUAGAACAAAAUGAGGAACACAAGAACACACAAAUUGAAAUAAUAAGGAGAACCUCUGAACUUAAAAAUAACAUCACCUUGCAGAAAAAUUCAAAAUUUCAAAGAGAUACAACAGAUUAUAAAACAAAUGAAGAUGAGAGUAAUUCCAAACAAAUUACUAAAGAAAGGAAUAUAGAGGAAAUUAUUAUUGAUAACCCCACCACAGAUAACUCUAGAAGAGAAAUAGCACAUUUAUUUAGCAAAAAGAAAAACAUGAAUAAAGAUAAAGAAAAUGUACCCAAUUAUACAAAUAACAAACAUAAAACUAAUUAUCAGAAUCACAAAAGAAUUGAAGAAGUGAAUAAACAGCCAAAUAAGAGAAAUGAAAAUCAUCACAAUAAUGAGAAUGAAUAUCAGAACAUAGACUCUGAAAAUUGGUCAAAAACACCAAGUAGAAACACAAAUAAUGGUUGGCACACAAAAAGAGAAGAAUAUAUACCACAAAGGAGAGGAUAUAAUCAAUACAACAAUGAGAGAGUGUUCCAGACUCGUCAUAUAAGAUUAAAUCCACAAAUUUCCAGUUUCAGUGUGUUACAUUCAAGCACAUGUACACAGACUCGCUGUCGGAAAACCCACUAUUUAAAGCAAUCUUUUGCAUCUGUAUCAAGUGAAAUAUGCCAUGGACCACAGCACAGAUCCCCUUUAGCAGCACAGGCAUGGAGAGAACUACAUGUCACAUCUACACACCAUACAUUAAAAGAUAAGCUGCAGCCUUCAGAAGAAGAAAUCGGAACAUUUACAAAAAUAAUAGAAGCAAUGGGUUUUACUGGACCUUUGAAAUACAACAAAUGGAAAAUUAAAAUUGCUGCCUUACGAAUGUAUACCUGUUGUGUGGAAAGAAUAGAUUUUGAUGAGUUCUUUGAAAAGUGCAGUCUGCCUGAUACACUGAACUCCUGGUUCCUUGUUACACAGCUCCACGUCUGGAUGUGUCUGGUACGAAUGAAGCAGGAAGGGAGAGCUGGGAAAUAUAUGUGUAGAUACGUAGUGCAUUCUAUGUGGGAGGAUGUUCAGCAGCGAGGCAAAGUCAUGGGGAUUGAUUCUGUGACCCUGAAGAGCAGUAUGAGAGUAAUGACUGAAGUUUUCUAUGCAGCAAUAUUCGGAUAUGAUGAGGGAAUAUUGUCAGAGGAUCGUGUUUUGGCAGGAGCACUUUGGAGGAAUCUGUUCAACCAACAAUGUGAUGAUCCUAGACAACUGGAGCUAAUGGUAGAAUAUGUACGGAAACAGAUUCAGUAUCUGGAUUCAAUAAAUGGAGAAGACCUUCUAUUAACUGGAGAAGUAAAAUGGCGCCCCCUGGUGGAAAGUGACCCUCAAAGCAUCCUAAAGCCAUUUACUCCAACGUAUAACGAUGAAGGCCUUUAAAAUAUUGAUAUGAAGCAUGUCUAAUAUAGAAGUAGAUUCUAUUCCAGUUGAAAAAACAUUUUUUCUGCAAACUUUUCAGAUAAUUUCUGUGAUGUUUUUCAACUUGAAUAUGUUCUACCCUCUUUAUGAUGCUCAUAAAGAAGCCAAAAGUGUAGUAUUUGACACAAAGAAGUUAGUUCUCUGAGUCAGCGGACAAAUAUACUGAAUAUACAACUUAUUUUAUGUUUGAUUUGAGUGGAUUAGUUUACAUAGAAAAUAUCAGGGAAUAACAGACCGAAAAGCACUGAACAUUUACUUAAUUAAGCCCAUCAGGCAAUGCAGCAUAUACUAUGCAAUGCAUUAUAUCCCUAUAGCUGUAAGGGUUAAUGCAAAUUCCUGCCCAAAAACAUGUUUGCUAUAAAAUUAGAAGAUGGGAAUACAUAUGACUUACUUUCUCUAUUGCAAAAUACCAAAUCCUCUUCGUUAUCAUCUAUUAGAAUCAUGUAACCUGCCAUUUAUUUUGAGUUCUAAUUUGUUUUAACAGGUUUAAGCUUUUUAAACCACAUUUGAAUUCUGCUAUAGUCAAGCAGAAAAUAUAUUCUAGUGGUACCAGCCUAUAUACAUGUAUUUGCAAUGUCUUUAGACUUGUUUACUUAUACAAUGAACAAACAAGGGUUCACUAUUUUCAGAUAAAAUAUCAGACAGAACCCUGUACCUGAGCAAGUUGCCUCCACUUCAUGAAUGAAGAUCCCAUAUGAUACUGUAAUUAUUCUUACACAUUGUUUUGGACAAGUCCUCUGUAAAGUGGAUCCCUCUGUUUAGCUGUUCAGUUGUGUCACUGUAAGCAGUGCUGCUAUUAUAUUAGGCUAGUGGUUGUUUAGGGCACAUAUACUACAUAGAAAAUUGUUUCCUUUUGGAAAAAAAUGAAUUGACACAAGGUAAACCUUAGGAAAUUAUCAGACAUUUUAUCACUGCACAAUGUUUUAUACAAAUAGUACAAUUAUAGUUGUCUGUUAUCAUGUUGGAUAAAAUAGAUACUUCAGUCAAACCCCAUUUUUUGUUCAAAUAUAUGUGCUUCCUCUGUAAUACUGUUUUGAAUUAAUAUAAUUGUAUUCUAUAGAAACUGUGACAAAUAUGUAUUUGGUAUAAAGAUAAUAUUUAGGUUUAUCUUUUUUUUCCGAAGAUAUUAUUAUAUCCAUAUUUGUAUGUAAUAAUUAAAUUCUUUGACAUUGGUGAAUGAAAA
Molecule: messenger RNA, 2629 nt
Organism: Bombina bombina (fire-bellied toad)
Lineage: Eukaryota; Metazoa; Chordata; Amphibia; Anura; Bombinatoridae
Product: ubiquinol-cytochrome-c reductase complex assembly factor 1
Exons: 10
Coding region: 1-1407 (468 amino acids)
Biological process (GO): mitochondrial respiratory chain complex III assembly
Cellular component (GO): mitochondrion
Source: RefSeq, a predicted model, not a curated record